Messenger RNA from Fonsecaea multimorphosa CBS 102226, 4656 nucleotides. RefSeq lists its product as uncharacterized. NCBI's taxonomy places the organism in Eukaryota, Fungi, Ascomycota, Eurotiomycetes, Chaetothyriales, Herpotrichiellaceae. Gene Ontology annotation, molecular function: ribonuclease III activity; ATP binding; RNA binding. The coding region runs from base 1 to 4656 and encodes 1551 amino acids. The record is from RefSeq and is a predicted model, not a curated record. Gene Ontology annotation, cellular component: RISC complex; nucleus; cytoplasm. The transcript has a single exon. Gene Ontology annotation, biological process: siRNA processing.
AUGGAGGAAACCGAUAAGCUCGCCGUCCUGGAAGGCCACAAUUCUACGCUUGAUGUGGAUCAAUCUCAGUCAGACUACCUUACAGAGUCCGAGAACGAAUCUGAACCUGAGUAUACCGAUCCAGAUGGCUUCGCUGAGCAAGAGGCUAACAAGAUUACUCUCAACAACUAUCUGAACAACCACGAUCAGAACCAGACCCCGAACCACGAGGAGAAUCAACAGUCAAACGCCAUCAUCGAUCGAGCCCGUGAAUAUCAGCAAGAACUGUUCGAAAAGGCCAGGGACGAGAAUGUUAUCGCUGUCCUGGACACAGGCAGUGGCAAAACCCUCAUUGCGGCGUUGCUCAUCAGACAUUACCUGCAACAAGAACUCAUCGAUCGAAGCCGGGGCAAAUCACCAAAGAUCGUCUUCUUCCUUGUCAACAGCGUCCACCUCGCUCGACAACAGGCCCGCUUCCUCUCCAACAACCUGCCGCAGAAGGUCAUCCCGCUAUUCGGUGAUGCCUCGGACGCUCUGUGGGAAAAAGCAGAAUGGGACAAAAUUUUUGCUGAAAAUGGUGUGGUCGUGUGCACAGCUGCGGUACUGGACUCGUGCCUCAUGCACUCCUACCUGAAAGUAGGCCAGAUCUCACUUCUUGUCUUCGACGAAGCCCACCACUGCAAGAAAAACCACCCAUACUCGAGAAUUAUCCGAGAUUAUUAUCUCAAAUGGCGUGGAGACAAACCCCGUAUUUUCGGCAUGACCGCGUCCCCUGUCGACUCUAGGCGGGAUAUUAGCAAAGUUGCUGAGGACCUGGAAACAUUAUUGCAGAGCAAAAUCGUGACCACAAAUGACUUGUCCGUCUUCGACUUUGCACCUCGAGCCAAAGAUGUCAGAUGGAUUUAUCCUCCAUUGGAGGCUGAGUUCGAAACUCCCCUCUACUCGCAACUCAAACCCCUAUGCGGCUCGUUCCAAGAAUUCGAGCCAUACUUCCGCUUCGCUCGCACGGCUUCCCGGCAACUUGGCGCCUGGGCAGCAGACAGGCUCUGGCAAUACGCCUUCCCGACUUCUGAGUACGAAUCGACACUCAUUCUCCGAAAAUUUGAACGAAGCAAGGCUUACACUGACAUCACCGAGAACAAGGGUCGAGGGGCGGCUCUAGAUUCUCUCCGUGAGGCAUUUUCGAUCGUCCAAAAACAUUCAUUUGAGGCCCCAGAGGUUGGUUCGGACCGUGAUCUAUCUUCCAAAGUGCAAAAGCUGUAUAGCGAACUCAAAACCCGCUUUUCGCAUGCAGCCACAACUCGGUCAAUCGUAUUUGUGGAGGAGAGGUUGACGGCACUUAUUCUUUGUGACUUAUUCGAGUCUCUCAGUCUCCCGAAUCUACGAGCUGGCGUCCUCAUGGGUAUCACAUCAGCUUCGGAUCUGAAAAGUUCAUGGAAGGAUCAAGAGGCCGUCAUGGAGAAAUUUCGUACUGGAAUCAUCAACAUCAUAUUUGCCACCAGCGUCGCUGAAGAGGGCAUCGACAUACCUCAAUGCAAUCUGGUGAUCAGAUUCGAUCUGUACAGGACACCAAUUCAGUACAUGCAGAGCCGUGGCAGGGCUCGGAUGAAGGGCUCUAUUUUUGUUCAUAUGAUCGAAGAAGGCAACCAGUCCCAAGAAGCAGACGUCAAUUUUGCCAUGGAUCAAGAUGAGUAUAUAAGGAAGUUUUGUCAACAACUACCCCCUGAUCGCCUGCUGGGGCAGGGCUCAAAAUUGAAGCAGCUCAUGGCCAAAGACGCAAAUUGUCGAAGUUUCGAGACCUCUUCUGGCGUCCUUGCGAACUACUCCAAUUCACUAUUGCUCCUGAGUCGGUAUGCCGAGUCCUUGAAGAAGGUUGGAGCGGUCUCCUCAGAAAUUUAUGAGGAGAUGAUCGAUGUCGAAGAAAACAUGUUUCAGUACCGAGUCAUACUUCCCAUCACGGACGACGAGCGCACUGCCCAAGUCAAAGGUGCCAAAGGCGAGGCGCGAUCAAACAAGAUACUCGCGAAGCGGUCCGCUGCCUGGCACUGUCUCCUCAAGUUACGCAAAGCCCAUCUGUUGGAUGAAAAUCUCAAUAGCAUCUUCUUCAAAGCCAAGCCAGCCAAUCACAAUGCCAAAACCGCGGUUCCCGAGAAUAAGGAACAAUAUGAUAAGAAGGUGAAGCCAGAUUUCUGGAUUGAGAGCGGUGCGACAUCGGCCAUGCUGCCAACAAACCUUUUCGUCACCCAUGUCACUGUUGGGCCGAAAUCACCGUCCUGGUGCACCGACGGCUUGCUGCUUCUGACGCGCACACCACUUCCAGAUAUACCCAAAUUCUCUGUCUUUGUCGACGACAAUGUUGAGAAACACGUCCAAUUCAGUCGGUUCAUAGGGCCGGUCGCAGUAACGCCAGAUCAGGUUGGAGCUCUGACGACAUUCACUCUUCGUGGUGUGUUUCACGACUUUUUCAAUAAAGUCUAUGCUCAAACAUCGACCUCUAUGAGCUACUGGCUAGCACCUCCAGCCAAGGGAGAGAUGAAGGAGAGUUUUGAGUCAAUUGUGGACGUAGAUGAGCUUUUGGUCGCGCAACUCCAAGAACGCCACCGAUGGAAAUCGUCUACAAGUGCGGCAGAGGCAGGGCAAAACGCAGAGAAAUGGUGCAAUGCAUUUGUCGUCGACCCAGGAAGUGGGAAAUACCGCUAUUUCACCAGUAAUGUCUUGCCAGGAAAAUCUAUUUGGGACCCUAUUCCCGAGAGUGCAAAGUCGGCUCAGAAAAGCACGAAGAACACCAUCAUUGAAUUCUCCGACAGCACAUGGGGAGUAAGGAGAAAACACGCUCAGUCUAUCGCCAAGAUGUACGAUUCAAAUCAGCCCGUGUUGAAUGCUAAGGUUGUUAUAGCGGGUCGCAAUUUCUUAAUUGAAUGCCCGAAAGAACGAACACGCUAUGCUAUGUGUCACAUUGCCCCCCAACCACUGGAACUUGGUCGAAUCUCGUUCUCGGUGGCCCAAACUUGUCUACUGUGGCCUUCCAUCCUGCGUCGAUUGGAGAGUUACCUGAUUGUGCAGGAAGCUUUCGAAAAGCUUGAUCUUAGCGGAGUGCCUCUAGAUCUUGCUCUAGAGGCUUAUACGCAGGAGGAUCAUACCAGGGCCGAUAGCACUGAAACCGAGGCACUAAUUCUAGAAGGGCAAGAUGUUGAAGCACAGCUCGGCAAGGAGGAACCGAGGGCAGUUAUGAACUAUCAACGAUUAGAAUUUCUCGGUGACUCUCUGCUCAAGAUGAUGACCACGAUUACGGUAUUCAACCGCUCAACAUGCGACGAAGAAGGAAUGCAUUGCAAGCGUAUGAACUUACUCUCCAACAACCGGCUGUGUACCACUGCAUCUGCUCCACACUACGAACUUUUUCGCUACAUCCGCUCUCCAGACGUGCACUGGCGUGAUACAUGGUACCCUGAAUUCUUGGAGCUCGAGAAAGGUCGACUCAUCAAAGUGACAGACAAACACCGCAAGCAUGCGCUUGGAAAAAAGACGAUAGCUGAUGUCUGUGAGGCCACUAUCGGAGCAUGCAUCAUGAGCACUCGUCACUUGCCCACGGAGGAAAAGUUCGAUCUCGGGAUCAAGGCGAUCACUAAGUUGGUGGAACAUUCAGACCAUGCCAUCAACUCGUGGAAAGAGAUCCUACCAAUGUACAAGCCGGCGUCUUGGGUAGCAGAAUUGAAUGACCCAAUUGCAAAUGAUAUUGCCGAUAAACUCUUCACAGCUACCGGUUAUCGCUUUAAGCAUCCUCGUCUCGCACGCUCAGCCUUUACUCACUCCUCCGACCAGCACUCGCCCGUUCAAAAUCUGCAACGACUCGAGUUCUUGGGCGACGCUUGCCUAGAUUGGGUUUGCAUAUGGUGGUUAUUUUCCACCAACCCAACUCGCGGUCCUCAGUGGUUAACCGAGCACAAGAUGGCCAUGGUAUCGAACAAAUUCCUCGCUGCCUUGGCGGUCGUCCUGGGGUUCAACAAGCUUGUCUAUGCGAAUAGUAUGGGUGUCUACGAUGAUAUAGCCCGCUACGCAUCCAAAGUCCAAGAGGCGUGGGAACAGAAGGACGUGAGAGCCGAUUUCUGGACUCGAAUUUCUGAAGGUCACGUACCAAAAGUCCUGGCUGACCUCGUCGAGAGUUAUCUGGGCGCUGUGCUUGUCGACUCCAGCUUCGAUUACCGGGAAAUUGAGUAUUUCUUCGAAAAACACGUCAAAUGGUUCUUCGAGGAUAUUGAGGCAUACGAUACUUUUGCAAACCGCCACCCCACCACGUACCUUGUGAAUCUCCUUGUUCAUGAAUUUCGGUGUCGGAAGUUUUCGCUCCCUGUCCAAGAAAACAGCGUCCCGCUCACCACAAACGCCACGAGAGGCAACGAUCAAAGUGAGGAUGAAGGCGACGAAGCUGUCUCUGGGGUUAUGGUGGAGGUAGGCCUCUUCGUUCAUGGGAAUAUCGUGGCAGCGGAUCGUGGACGGGGAGCGAAACACACCAAAGUCCGAGUGAGCAAGGCCGCGCUGAAGAAGCUGGGGAAAUUGAAGAUCGACGAGUUUCGGCGUCAGUGGGGUUGCAAUUGUGCGAGGAACGAGGCCGAUGAUGCGAGGGGCCAGGAAGAGACAGGAAACAGAGCGGAGAAUGGGCUUGUAGGCGAUGGUUGA